Plodia interpunctella (Indianmeal moth) is the source of this 472-nucleotide messenger RNA. RefSeq lists its product as uncharacterized. NCBI's taxonomy places the organism in Eukaryota, Metazoa, Arthropoda, Insecta, Lepidoptera, Pyralidae. The record is from RefSeq and is a predicted model, not a curated record. Gene Ontology annotation, cellular component: mitochondrion; respiratory chain complex IV. The coding region runs from base 141 to 389 and encodes 82 amino acids. The transcript is spliced from 3 exons.
AAAAAAACCUUAGCUUUUCUCUAUUCUAUUCUAUAUUGUCUAUGAUAACAGUUCUUGUUUGUCUAUUUUUGCUGUGAAGGAACGAAGUUUCGCCAUUUUCUUGUAAUUUUAUCAGAAAAGUCUAAUUUGAGAAAAGCAAAAUGCCUGAGAUGAUCAAAUCGCCCGCCGACAUCAAAACCGCACCUUUCGACCCGCGGUUCCCUAACACAAACCAGACAAGGCACUGUUACCAAAGCUACCUGGACUUCCACCGCUGCCAGAAGGUGCGCGGGGAGUCCUUCGAGCCCUGCCAGUACUUCAAGCGAGCGUUCAAGUCGCUCUGUCCCAACGAAUGGGUGGACAAGUGGGACACCCAGCAGGAACAGGGCAUCUUCCCGGGCAGAAUUUGAAUAUUCCAACUAUAAUUUAUUGCAAAUUUUAUGUUAAUUAGGUCUGUGAGUGAUAUAGGCAAAUAAAUGAGUUGAAUUAACUA